ACUAUAUUCUCGAGGAGCAACUAACUCUAACUCCUCUCUCUCUCUCUCUAAUCUCUCUCCUCUGUAAAGGGCGGGAAGACGCAACGAGGAAUUUCUCCAAUCUCCAUUGCCGCAGCUUCUCCUUCUUCUCCACUUCAGUUCCACAGGUACUCUCUCUCUCUCUCUAGAUUGCGGUUCAGUGAUCCUGAUCAACUGAUUACGAUCUGCAUUAGCUCGAUCAUGGCGCAUCGGCGAUCAUACAGUCACCAUCCGCGUGGGAUAUCAUCUCCGAUAGAGAUAACCUGCUGCUCCGUGAGAACUCCGAGCGGCACAUAAAGCCGCUGGUUGAUUCCACUGAAAUCAGAGCUAGCUCUGCUUCGGGCUCGUUUCCCCUGUUCAUUUCAACUCGUACCUAGCUAGUCCUUCACCUACAUUUCCGCGUCUCGCGAUUGUCUGUGAAUUUCCGUCACUUACUGAGGUGUUGAUGUGGCUCUGUUCAUUGGCCGAUGAAGUUGGAGAGGCAGAGCAUAGGAGAUGGACUAUCAGACACAUUCUCUGAUGAUCUUGUGGAUACAUAUUUGCAGUCUACUAAGUAGGACGGAAGAAGCCGAUGAUUAGUAGGGGGAAUAGCCGAGGGGCAUUUUGAUCGAUCAGUGAUCGCGAAUUGCUGUCUAUUUGCAGGAAUAUUUUGGAUCGUGAAAAUGGAGAACAAGCGGGUAGUGAAGGCCGCGAUGGUGAUAGUGAUUGCCUCCACGCUUGUGCGUUGCGUCUCUGGGGUGAAUCUCACGGUCGGUGGCGCCACCGGUUGGGACCUCUCCUCCAACAUCCGUGGAUGGGCCGCAAAGACUACAUUCCAUCCCGGUGACUUUCUAGUAUUCAACUACACGCCGCUACACGACGUCCUGGAGGUGAACAGGACGGAGUUCGCCGCCUGCAAGACCAUAAACCCGAUCGGAGCCUACACUGAUGGCGAGUCAGUGGUCCAGCUGAAUAAUCCUGGCGUCGCGCGAUACUUCAUCUGUGGUCGCAGCGACCACUGCUCCCGAGGCCUCAAGCUGAGGGUCCGUGUCACCACCACCAGGGACAGCAGUGGCAGAGGCCACCACCCCCGCCAGCGUCCUCGUCCCCACACCCAUCGCCACCAGCCUCCCAAGACUCGGCAUGGUGACGACUUCAAGGACAGUCCAAGUCCUAAAUCUGGUUCGUGGGAUUCAAAGCGAGAUGGUCCCCUGGGCUACAUGUGGUUCAUCGGAUUUCUCGUCGUGGCUCCGGUGAUUCUGGCUCCGGUGAUUCUCCAUCCCUUCGGAUCGGGUAGUUGGAUUUCUUGUCAUAUCUCUGGUGAUUCUCUGUCUCUCCUCCUGAUCGGGUAGUCGGAUUUCUCGUCAUAGCUCCAGUGAUUCUCUCUCUCCUUCUGAUCGUUCCGGGGAACUAUCGACUUCUUGGUCAUGUAUUAGA
Messenger RNA from Punica granatum (pomegranate), 1434 nucleotides. NCBI's taxonomy places the organism in Eukaryota, Viridiplantae, Streptophyta, Magnoliopsida, Myrtales, Lythraceae. The record is from RefSeq and is a predicted model, not a curated record.